This is a messenger RNA of Nelumbo nucifera (sacred lotus), 1011 nucleotides long. NCBI's taxonomy places the organism in Eukaryota, Viridiplantae, Streptophyta, Magnoliopsida, Proteales, Nelumbonaceae. The record is from RefSeq and is a predicted model, not a curated record.
AUGGCAACCCAAAGUCGGUGCACGCUUUUGAUGGCAUUUCUAAUAAUCAUAGCAUUCAGCGUGACUAGAGUGGACAACAUAGUUGGGUUCGGCGUACUUCGGUGGCUGGAUACCAACUCUGGUUCAGUAACACCAGUAGUUCGGUAUGGCCCAAAGGGGCACGUUGUGGAUAUAUACGUCGGCACUCCUCCACAGCGCAUCUCUGCUCUCUUGAGCAGCAGCAGCAGUGUCAUAUGGCUCCAAGCUCGCAACUUGUUCCCCUUCAACCCACGAGAGUCGUCUACCCUCAACAAGCUUCCUUGCAAUCAUUCUCUGUGCAAGAGCUUCUAUAAGCUCAAGUUUGGGUGCCGGAACACAUCUACGUUCAGCCAACGAUACGAAGAUGGAACAAGUGUGAGUGGUAAAAUGGCUUCCGACAUCUUUCAUAUGGGGGAUACUUCAUACAAUCUGGUGUUUGGCUACACCACCAAGUCGAAGCGCUACUGGAGAAGCGUCCAGGGCGUGCUGGGGAUGGGCCGUGGGAAUACGUCUUUGAUCAGACAAGUUGGCGCCAGCAGAUUCUCGGUGUGCUUGACCACCAGCAAGGAUGAAGAAAGGGUCACACCGCUUAUUUUAGGGGACGCCGCCCUGCUCAAACCAAAAUUAAGGAACAUGGCGGUGAGAAUCCCGAUUGUGGAUAACCCGUCGGACCCCCAACACUAUUAUGUAGCCUUGGAAGGGUUCAGCAUUGGCAACAGGCGAGUGAUUCUCCCUCCCGAUGCUUUCCAAAUAUUGCCGAAUCGGACUGCAGGGGUUAUUUUUGAUAUGGGAAGCCAUUGGGUCUCCACAAAUUGUGAUGUGGGAAGGAUCGAAAAGGCGUUGGAGGAGCGGGCAGUGGAAUGGCCAGACACCUCACCAAACACCUCCAAUUCUCUUCUCACUACUGUUUCAUCAACGUCCGUCGGCACGGAGCUAAGAAGCAAUGCUCAUGUCGCCGUAGAUGAAGGCGACGGAAGCAGUGGCGACAGUUGA